Molecule: messenger RNA, 5971 nt
Organism: Sinocyclocheilus rhinocerous
Lineage: Eukaryota; Metazoa; Chordata; Actinopteri; Cypriniformes; Cyprinidae
Product: myotubularin-related protein 13-like
Exons: 40
Coding region: 87-5441 (1784 amino acids)
Cellular component (GO): cytoplasm; membrane
Molecular function (GO): guanyl-nucleotide exchange factor activity
Source: RefSeq, a predicted model, not a curated record
GGCUCCCUCUGUGUCAAACAUGGCUGUGCUUUUGAAGAAAGAAAAAUGCUGAAUUGUGUUGCAGAAUUUCGCCAAAAGAGGAAACCAUGGCUAGACUGGCUGAUUAUUUCAUAGUGGUGGGAUACGACCAGGAUAAAGCUGGAUCUGGUGAAGGAUGUGGCAAGAUCAUUCAGCGCUUCCCCAAAAAGGACUGGGAUGGCACGGCAUUUCCCCAGGGUGUGGAGAUGUUCUGCCAGCCUGGUGGAUGGAGACUGUCCCGUGAGAGGAAACUCCCGACAUUCUUCACAGUGGUGCUGACAGACAUAGACUCAGAACGACACUUCUGCUCCUGUCUGACCUUCUUUGAGGCAGAGGUCAACCUGCAGGGCUCAAAGACGCUGGAGACAGAUGGGGAUGGAGCUGAGGAUGUGGACGAGGAAGAGGAGGAGGAUGGUUUGAUCCAGCCAGCUCAAAUCUUUGCACCCAAAAGUUUGAUUCUCGUCUCCAGGCUGGAUUACCCAGAAAUAUUUAGAGGCUGCUUGGGUCUGAUCUACACCGUGUACAUUGACAGUCUGAGCGUCCCUCUGGAAGGGCUGGUGGCAAACCUCUUCACAUGCUUGAUCCCAGUGGCUGGAGGUUCCCAGAAGCUCUUUUCACUGGGAGCGGGGGACCGGCAGCUCAUCCAGACCCCACUCAAUGACACUCUGCCAGUCAGCGGUAAAAGUGUAGCGCUCCUCUUCCAGCAGUUAGGGAUCCAGAAUGUUCUUAGUCUAUUCUGUGCGGUUCUGACAGAGCACAAGGUUUUGUUCCACUCUUCCAGCUAUCAGAGACUUGGGGAGGCCUGCCGUGCCUUAGAGUCCCUCAUGUUUCCUCUUAAGUACAGCUACCCCUACAUUCCCGUCCUCCCAUCUCGACUGCUGGAGGUGUUGAGCUCGCCUACACCCUUUAUCAUCGGAGUGCACUCCAUGUUCCAGAGCGAGAUCCAAGAGCUGCUCGAUGUGAUCAUUGCUGACCUUGACGGAGGAACAAUUAAAGUACCGGAGUGUAUACACCUCUCCCAGCUCCCCGAACCCCUGUUGCACAAUACUCAAAAAGCACUGUCCAUGGUUUUGCACCCAGAUCUGGAAGGAGCAGAUAAUGCCUUCCCACCCCCUCGUUCUGCUCCAUCCAACCUCAAACUGCUGGAUAAGGAGGUGAGGGCGGUCUUCCUGCACUUGUUUGCACAACUCUUACAGGGCUACAGGUCCUGUCUGCAACUCAUUCGCAUCCAUUCCGAACCUGUGAUUCACUUUCAUAAGGCUGCCUUCCUGGGCCAGCGGGGCCUGAUAGAAAAUGAUUUCCUGACCAAGGUGUUGGAUGGCAUGGCCUUUGCGGGAUUCGUGUCUGAACGGGGACCUCCAUACAGAGCCUGUGAUCUGUUUGAUGAGCUGGUGGCUUUAGAUGUAGAAUGCUUUAAGGAGGAAGAGGAGAACCUGGUCAAAUUCCAGAAGCGCUUGCGAGAGCUGUCCGAGCAACUUUACAAAAACGAGAACCCAAACCCCCACAUGGCCUUCCAGAAAGUGCCUCGGCCCACCGAGGGCUCACACCUGCGGGUGCAUGUGGUGCCCUUUCCCUUGUUGGAGGAGGAGAGGGUGGAGGAGUUGAUACAGGAAGGCCUUGCCAAGCAGCACACCGCCCCUAUCAGUACCCGUCCAGAGAGGAAGUGUGUGGUGCCUGCUGGACCACCUGUGGUGUCUAUCAUGGGCAAGCCCAGCUCGGUUUUUAACAGCGCUCGUAGACUGGAGGUGGUCCGGACGUGCAUCGGUUUCAUCUUAGACAACAAGACUCUGGAGACAGAGAAGGCACUCCCUGCGGCUCUUCGGGCGCUGAAAGGCAAAGCAGCACGCCAGUGCCUGACCGAAGAGCUCAGCCGCCACGUGCAGCAGAACCGUGCUAUCCUGGACCACCAGCAGUUUGAUCAUAUCAUUCGCAUGAUGAACUGUGCUCUACAGAAACUGGCAGCUGGCGUGGACCAGUUCGCCUACACCUGCAUACAAGACCAUCCCAUCUGGACCAAUCAGCAAUUCUGGGAGGCCACCUUCUACUCUGAGGUGCAAAACCAGAUCAGAGCGCUUUACCUCACCGCCCCUGAGGAAAAACAACUCAUCACCGCCAAGAUCAAGGAACAGAGUACACUGUCCACAGCAUCCAGUGAGUCAGAACGAACCGCUAUGGACCUCGCAGCAGAGCAGUUACGUGCUUGGCCCAGUCUCAGCAAAGAGAAGCAGCAGGAGCUGGUGAAGAACGAGGAGAGCACAGUGUUCAGCCAGGCCAUCCACUACGCCAGCCUGAUGGUCUACCUGCUCGUACCGCUGGACACCAGCAAAAUCAAGCUGCUGCGCUCCACACCUGCAGCCGACUGGGAGAGCGGCAGCAACAGCAUCCUCACGAACAGUAUUGCAGGGAGUGUGGCCGAGAGCUUUGAUACUGAGAGCGGAUUUGAAGACUCUGAGACCAGUGAUGUUGCCAACUCUGUGGGGAGAUUCAUCUCUCGUUUCAUUGACAAAGUGUGCACAGAGAGUGGAGUGACACAGGAUCAUAUCAAGAGUCUGCAUAGUAUGAUUCCAGGUCUUGUGGCAAUGCAGAUGGAGACUUUAGAAACGGUUCAUAGAGAAAGCAGAAGACUGCCUCCCAUUCAGAAGCCCAAGAUCCUGCGGCCUGCCCUGCUACCCGGAGAGGAGCUGGUGUCCGAGGGGCUACGGGUGGUCUUGGACCCUGAUGGUCGAGAAGAGGCCACCGGCGGGCUUCUGGGAGGGCCACACAUCCUGCCAGCAGAGGGAGCACUCUUCCUCACCACUUACCGUAUCGUUUUCAAAGGCACUCCUCAUGACCCACUAGUUCUUCACACAAAGCUGUUAACACUAUCGAAGACCAUUGUGAAAGGGGCUAAAAGGGCAGGCAUGAUCACAAUGGGCCGCCAGUCCACUAUGAAGAAAAACGAAAAGGGCAGUCGCAUGACGUGGCAUGAGGAUGAUGACAUCUCCAUCUCAGAUGAUGGUGAGCCCCCCACCAGCAGCACACUGAAGGCCUCAGAGAAGUCCACUAUGGAGCAGUUAGUGGAGCGAGCCUGUUUCCGUGACUAUCAGAGGCUGGGCUUGGGUACCAUUAGCGCUAGUUCCACACGGUCUAAAAGCGGAGAGCAGUUCCGUGUUACGGCAGUCAACAGGCUCUACUCGUUGUGUCGCAGUUACCCGGGUCUCCUGGUGGUGCCUCAAACCGUUCAGGACAGCAGCCUCCAUAAGGUGUCCCGCUGCUACCGGCACAACCGUCUGCCAGUCGUGUGUUGGAAACACCCUCGCACCAAAGCGGUUUUACUUCGUUCGGGUGGUUUUCACAGCAAGAGUGUGGUUGGACUUUUCAAGUCUCAGAACCCUUCUUCAGCAGCUCCGACUUCCUCAGAGACCUCCAGCAGUCUGGAACAGGAGAAAUACCUGCAGGCCAUCCUCAGCUCCAUCCCCAUCUACUUCAAACCCAACGGCAACAACACCCUCACCAACCGCUCCCUCAUCGGCUUGUCCCCAGCAAGCGAAAGAAGAGCAUCAAGAAUACCAAAGAUGGUCCCUGUCCAUUUAGACAUUUCCUUCACCAAUAGUUUCGCCAGAGGAGUACUUGGGUACAGAGAUAAACUAUUCACUCACUCAAACCAAAAAGCUCCAGCUAAGGGAAGAAUUCACAAUCAAGGUGUGUGGGCUAGUCUGCGCUCUAGCAGCAGAUUCAUCCAGCAUCCCGCUGCUGCCAACGUGGGCACGCGGUUAGCUGGCAAGGAUCUGGCGCCCCCUACAGGCAUUGAGAACCUCCAGGCCCAACUCCUCAAGCACCAAGCUGCUCUCUACAUCUUUGGCGAAAAGUCUCAUCUCAGGGGCUUAAGACUGGACUCAGCACUGAACUGUGAACUGGUGCCGGUAGAGUUUGCAGACACAAAACAGGUGAAGGGCUCUUUCAAGAAGCUUCUAAGAGCGUGUGCACCCAGUUCCAUGUCCUCAGACACAGAGGACUCGUUCCUUAAGGCUCUGGAGGAGAGCGAAUGGAUGCUACAGCUACACAAGCUGCUGCAGCUGGCUCUGGUUGUGGUUGAGUUGCUGGACAGUGGAUCAUCUGUACUAGUUAGUCUUGAGGAUGGCUGGGACAUUACCACUCAGGUGGUUUCCCUUGUGCAGGUGCUCAGUGAUCCAUUCUACAGGACCUUAGAGGGCUUUCAGGUGCUUUUGGAGAAAGAGUGGCUGUCUUUUGGCCACAAAUUCAGCCAACGUGGCAACCUGACCCCCAGCAGCCAGGGCAGCGGCUUCACUCCCAUCUUCCUCCAGUUUCUUGACUGUGUCCAUCAGGUUCAUUACCAGUACCCCCUUGAGUUUGAGUUUAAUCAAUACUAUCUGAAGUUUCUGGCAUACCACUACGUCUCCAAUCGCUUCAAAAACUUCCUUCUGGAUUCGGACUAUGAGCGCCUGGAGCAUGGCACAUUGUUUGAGGACAAAGGAGAAAAGCAGUCCAAGAGAGGAAUCUGUAUCUGGGAGUGUAUCAACCGAAUGCACCGCAAGAGCCCUCUCUUCUUCAACUACCUGUACAGUCCCUCAGAGACGGAGGCGGUGUUGAAACCGCUGAUUUCGAUCCCCAAUCUGGCGACAUGGGAGUUCUACACUGGAGAGGCGCUGUCCACAGGCCCCUCUUAUGACUGGUGUAUGCUCGCGAUGCGCUCACAGAGCACAGAAGAGUCAGACACCAUUGCCACCACCAAGAGGAGGAUCGUCUGGCCAUGUUACAGCAGUGUCAGCCGUGCCCAGCCUGAUGCCAUCACCAAACCCUUGGCUGACAUUGAGAGGCUGGAGGGAGAACUAGGGCAGCAGUCUGAGCCCUGGCACACCACGCUGGAGAAGGUGCGAGACAGCAUCCAAGAAGACCUCAAACAGGAGGGCAAUCUGCGGAAACAGUCAGUGUCCAUCUCUGGUUUGGUCCCCACCUCCAACCUGCAGGCCUAUCAGCGACACUCCAUGUUGCACCUACCUGACAGCGACCUCGGAGAGGACAGUAGUCCCACUGCAGUCAACGGGGUUAACCGCAGGGCAGCCACGCUCUACAAUCAGUUUACCCCAAAGAAUGAAGACAAUAGAUCAUUUGAAGGAAUCCUGUACAAGCGAGGGGCAUUACUUAAAGCUUGGAAAGCUAGGUGGUUUGUUCUUGACGUAACAAAACAUCAGCUGAGGUAUUAUGAGACGGAUGAGGAUACAAACUGUCGUGGCUAUAUUGACCUGGCUGAAGUGGAAUCUGUCCUGAUUGCCACACCAACUAUAGGAGCCCCCAAACACAUCAGUGAAAAGGCUUUCUUUGAUCUGAAGACCACUAAACGAGUGUACAACUUCUGUGCAGCAGAUGCUCAGACUGCCCAGCUAUGGAUUGAUAAGAUCCAGAGCUGCAUCUCAGAUGCAUGAAGCCUUUUUCUUCAGCAUUACCUCUCACUGCAGGGAGACUCACUGUGCAAUUAGUAGGACCAUAGUAAACCCUUCAGUGCCUGUUGAAAAUCCUGCACCUGAGCAGUGACGUACAAAAACACUGCCCCGUUCACUAGUCUGUGGAGCUGCAUUUUCUGCGUCCCACUACCUGCGCUCAAAAACUUGAUCCUGAGCUUCUGUUUCAGGUGAUUGGUGAAAUGAUGCAAUGCACUACUCUGAUAUUUGCUGAACAAACUGCUACAUGCAACUAAGACAAAGCAAUAGCACUAAUCUUAAACUCUGGGUCAAAAUAGUAGUGACAAGUGUGUUCUGCAAAACAAAAAUACUGUUGCUGCUGUUAAAAUGCAAAACAAGCACCAAAAUCUGACAGAUGUUUAGAAAGAUGCACAAUGUGUAAAAGGCAAAUAAUUUGCACUUAUUGAUAUGCACUCCGUACAAAACAGAUUUUUAAUGACUAGAACAACUAGGCUAAAGGCAUUAUGUUUUAACAACACAUAAAAGCUUGGAGC